UGAGAGCGAUGACAUCUGUGGAUACUAGCUUUGCUGCUCAAGUGAAAUAAACGCAUGGCUGUCAUUUUCUGAGACAAAAUGUCUAUAACGACUUGCCAGAAGGUUACUCUUAUAUCAUGCUCUGUUCUCUGCAUUUCUCUCUUCCUGCCCAGAAUGCUUUUACCCCGAGGGAAAAAGGAGAUGGGGCAGCCUGAGGUUGGACCUGGGUUCUACCCUCCUGUGAUGCAUCAACUGUCAGUACCAGCGGACCCCGACCAGUGGGGUGUCGACACUUCGUAUUCGCUGACACACAGUGUUGAAGUAAAAGUAAAAGGCAUCGGACGAGGCAAAAAGCACAACCUGAUGGCUCAAGUGAUACCAAUAUAUGGCUUUGGGAUCCUCCUUUACAUCCUUUAUAUAAUCUAUAAGUUGACAUGCAAGAGGAAGACUAAUAAAUCAGGAAGCUACACUACAGUAACCAGGACAAACAUGGAGAGUAUGACUACUACUGAUUAUGAGCUUGUCAGGCUCCAGGAGAGACUGCUACGAACAGAAAGGAUGAUGGACAGGAUUGUCUCUGGGAAGAGUUAUUGUUCUGGGAGUGGCAGAAGGAGGAAGAGUAAAGCCACAACAUCAAAGAAGGAGGAGAAACUGCUUAGGCAACUGAGACAGAUUACACAGCUGAUGCAAGAGGGUCGGUUGGAGGGAGCUUCCCCAGAGAUGGAGGCUGAGGAGGUUCCCUACAGUGCAGACUGGGAAGGCUACCCAGAGGAGACCUACCCAGAGUAUGAUGAUUCCUGUGAAAGACGUGCAUUUGAGGAGUUUAUACUGGAGGAAUGCACCAACCAGCCCACUGCUGAGGCCCUGGCAGAGAGAAUGGAGCAAGAGGAGGAGGAGAUUAUGGCAAGGAAACUAUCUGUAGUGGAAGAGGAAGAUGAAGAUGAAGAAGAAGAAGAGGAGGACAGGGAGGAAGAGGUAAAAGAUGAGGAUGAAGAGGAAGAAGUGGCAGAAACGGAGGAAGACAUGGAGGAAACGGAGGAAGACGUGGAGGAGGAGGAGGAAGAGGAGGAGCAAGAAGCAGAGAAAAGACAGUUACUGCUUACUUCAUCACCCCGACCGGCUGUCGGAGGAAAGCAGGUCAGAAUUGGACUGGAGGUGAGCAAAGAGCUUCAGUGUCAGAGUGGAGGAAAGAAGCAAAUAAGCUUCAGUGAGCACAAAGAUGUCUUCCGCUAUCCUAAAGAGGAUGCUUAUGAGGAGGAGGAGGAAGAGGAGGAGGAAGAGGAAGAGGAGAAGGAAGAUGAGGUGCAGGAAGAGGACGAGGGGACAGAAGUGGAGGAAGAGGAGGAAGCUGAUGAAGAUGAUCCAGUGAUGGAGGCAGAAAGCCUGCAGUUCAGCUGCGAAGGCGGCUCAAACCCAGAGGAGGAAUCAGAGGAGGAUAAAGAAGAGUAUUUGUUGGUGUCAGCUCCUGUGGAGGGUGAUGGUCGUAUCCGUGCAGAGACGCCUAAAGAUGUCGGGGUGAGCGGGCUGAGGAUGAGGAACAGGAGAGAGACGUAAAGGACUUUUUCCUGUGUCGACAAUGAGUCUUUAAACAUACAGUGGACUCAAUGUUCCUGAAUUCACACUGUGUUUAUAUUUAUCCUUUAUAUGGUUAAACUGUAGAACCCAUAAUAAAGAGGGACGCUCAGCGCUGUUCUUAAGUAAAAAAGUAAAAGGUCACCUUUAAAGCUGAGGUAGGCAAGCAUUUGGAAAACAGCAAAAAGCAAAAAAAACAAUCCAAAAUGUAAAAAUAUACCGCCGUCCUGCUUUACUCUAAUCCCUAUCCAACAGAUGACCACUUGACAACCACCAACACUCGUUUGUGGCUUCAUGCAGUAUUUGACCCCCUUUGAGAGUCCUUCAGCUAACCUAUUCCACCACCAUAUCCUGCUCUAACUACUGACUCCAUUGCUUUAUGUGCUAUUUUACACACUCUGGAGGAAAAGAGCUGUGAUUGGCUAAAGUCUCCCGUUGCUGGUUAGAUUUGCUACAGCAUGAAAACAGAGCCAAAAGUAGGUGCAUGACUCCAGUUUCCUCUCUGACCAAGUUAAUCGCAAAAUACUGAAAGGUUAGUAUGGGUUCUUUGGCUAAUCAUGACAAAAAAUGCGGCCUACCUCAGUUUUAACACCAUGAAUAUAACAACAGCUUCUAAUACCUGCAACACUGCAGCUACACUGAACAUGUAACAUAUGCAAGAUGUUUCCCUUAAGUGGUUACACCUGCAGCACACAUACGCUGUAUGUACGCAAGUCUGUGGCAAAAAAAAAAAUAUGGAAACUCUCUUUUUGUUAUUUGUUUCUUUUGGUUCUGUACCCAACUACAAUGCUGUGAAACUUUAAGUGUGUUAAUUAGGUUCUGUGAUCUGGAUAAGUUCAAUUCCACAGACUAUAGAGGAUUCUAUUAGGAAUACAGUGAAUAAGCAACUGUUGGCUGAUAGCUACUGGUAAAUAAAUGCAGACGAGGCGAUCAGGUCUCCUAAAUCCCUGUUUCAUAAAAAGUAGCUUUUUCCACUAAAUGAAAAACACAUAUUGACUCUUUAUGACUCAUUUCUGUGUAAAAGGGCUGAACACACCGUGCAAAUAAUAUGAAAUUAAUUCUAUUUUUAUGUUGCAGCUACUCAAAUGCACCACUUACAUGCUGCUCAGACCCAGUGGUCCCAUUUUUGUUGAUAUUAGUGUACAUUAAUGACGUGCCAUCGGUUCUGCAUAUGUUAAGAGUUCAGUGUAGCCACAGGAUAAUGCUUUUUCCCCUACUUCACCCUGGAAAUACACCAGACCAAGAGCAUUUAAUCAGUGAAAAUUUUCAUUAAACAAGGUCCUCAUGUGCCUCUUUUCUUGUCAGUUUUGUCAAAUGCAUCACACUGUGACAUAGUCAGAAUUUUAAAGGCACUGUACACCUAAGGUUCAGCCACACUAGUGUUUUAUUUACCUGAUCAGGCCUCUUUUCAGGUCAGUGGAAGAGAAUAAGUGCAAUCACUUCGAUCAAUUAUGAACAACUGUGUGGGUGUAAAGUGCAUUUAACUUACCGAACUGAAGAUCAUUAUGUAGCUAGUGGCUGCUCAUCAGAUUGUUUCGAACAAGGAUGGCUUUAAUGGCUCCAGCUGGCCUUUUUUUUAAAAAAUAUGUCAGUCAUUUCACAGAACUUAUGAGUGCUCACAGCAGACGACAGGAAACAAAACCAAAAUUUUAUUACAAAUGAAAAUCCUGAAGUAAAUAAGGAGUGUGGAAAGCCUCACUAUGACAUGCACAUUUGGCUCCCCCUGGUGACUCAGUGUGGUUCUACGCCUGCAGAUGCUUGCUGUAGUAAUUGUGGUGAUGUGGCGCAACAGUGUCGAAUGGACAGCAACACGACAAAUAAAAUCCAGGUAGCACUGCAAAUAAACCCCAGCAAGAAUUAUCAUAGAAAUAGGAACCUUUGAGCCUGCACCCAGUGUAGAGGCGGUGCUGGUGGUGGAAAAGGCCUUCUUAAGUGGGCAUGAAGGGUAAAUGUGAGCAUGAAGAUUUAUAAAUACAAAUCAGAGUGGUAAAAUGUUGCUUCUAAUGUGUGUGGUGAGAAAACCCUCAGCUGCUACAGCACAGUAUAUCUUCGAUACCAACCAAAAUUAAGUCAUUAGCUGCUUGGUGUGUCGCUGCCUCUGGAGAUUGAUGCAAUUGAGUUACACCUUAUUAAACGCUGCACAGUAAUCUGUCUUCUGACCUGGAUUUAUUCUAACUGCAUUGGAGCACUAGGCAGCCACAGCUGGAGGUUCAGGGACUAACUUCAGUUGAGAGUGGUCUGCCUUGCUCAAAGGCAAGCAGAUUCAAUAAGACUGAAAAACAGCAAAAGAUGGCAGAAAGUACAAAGUCUGGUUCUUACGCUAGACUGGAAGAUGUUUCAUAAUUGUCACAGUCAACAUUGAGCAAAAACUCCCUAAAAGUAGCUUUCUAAACCAGCAAGCACAUACAAUUUCUAUAAUGGCAUCUUUUGUUGUUUGUUUUUUUUUGCCAGGCAUUUUAGAUUUUAGCAGCUUUUGUUCUCAGUAACCUCAAUAAACCUCAGUGGUUUUGCAGCAAACAUCAAACACAGUCCUAGUAACAACUACUAGCAACAACAAUGGCUGCAAUCCAUUCACAGACUGCAGUUUGAGAGCGCUGGCUUUGUUAGUGGUGCCUCAGUGGCACAUGUAAACAGGCAAAUUCAUAAAUCAGUUAAUAUUACUAGAUACACCAGAUCUUCUUUUCACCCUCUGUACUCUCCACUAAAAUACUAUGUGUAAGAAAUAUCUACUUUAAUUACUUUUCAGGUCAUUUGAAACAUACUAUUACUAUUCUAAAUCAUCUACUUUGCCAAAAUCAUAUAUCAUACUGAAAGUGUGGACAUAACAUUUUACAUUUAGAGUUACUAGUGUUACUGCACAACAUCGUCUUUUUUGAACAUGACCGAUUUCUUGCAUUUGCAUCAGUCUGUUGGUGUAAAAUACUAAAAAAUAUACAUCUGACUGACACCUUUCUGGUUGCGACUCACAAAGUAAAUUAUACGAACAUUUUUUGUUUUGUAAAUCUGUAGAUGAUCAAGGACACACAUAUCCAUCUUAUUCUCAGUCUCAGGAUAAAAAGAAAAACAUACUGAUGAUAUAACUGUAAAAUCAAGCAACAACCCUCAUUGCCAGUGUUCUCUCUGAUCACACAAAAAUGCAAAGCAGAAAACGAGAUCAUCCAAAGAGAAAAACAGAAAAAGAGGCAAAGCCGCUAGAAACCAUGCACAAUGCAGAUAGUCACCACAGGAUUUCACAUCCGUCUGUUUCCAAUCCAUGACUCUCAGCAAUGUUGGAACUGUUUUGUGUUGCAAGUGCCAGAGCAGCACUUAACAAUGGAUCGGCUUUGCAUAUCACACUGCCACUCGUACAGAAUUAACUAAUAGGCCACACUCUAUGCAUGCAGUUUCUCCAAAGCACUGUAUCUAACAGUCAUGCAACCUUUUUUGUUCAUGUUGUAAAAAGUAUGAGACAGCAUUGCUGCUCAGUCUCAAAUAAAGUAUUUCUGUAUUCAUUUUA
Molecule: messenger RNA, 5047 nt
Organism: Amphiprion ocellaris (clown anemonefish)
Lineage: Eukaryota; Metazoa; Chordata; Actinopteri; Pomacentridae
Gene: ric3a
Product: RIC3 acetylcholine receptor chaperone a
Exons: 6
Coding region: 79-1533 (484 amino acids)
Biological process (GO): synaptic transmission, cholinergic; protein localization to cell surface
Cellular component (GO): neuronal cell body; intracellular membrane-bounded organelle; neuron projection
Source: RefSeq, a predicted model, not a curated record